AUGGUCUCCAUUACACGACACGAGGAGCAAGAUGACCUCGAAUCGGGUCAGCUCACCGAGACAUACGAUGAUAUAGAAAAAGGCGUCAGUGGAAAGCCCUCGAAUUAUUCCAAGCUGGGAUUUCGCGUCCUCCUAUGGACGCUAGUGAACAUCAUAUCGACAGUUGCAAUAGUUUUCACAAACAAAUCCAUUUUUUCAGACCCAUCCUUUCGCAACUGUCAGGUAUCCUUCGCGACUUACCAUUUCUUCAUCACCGGAGCCACUCUAUGGGUGGCCUCUCGAUCAUGGUGCAACCUAUUUGUGCCCAAGAAAGUCAACAUCCGUCAGAUACUUCCUUUAUCCGCCGCAAUGGGCUUCCAAGUCAUUCUCCAGAAUCUAGGACUCGCAAAUUCCUCCGUUAUGUUCUAUCAACUUGCUCGAUUACUACUCACUCCUGUGACCGCUUUAUUCAAUUAUAUCCUCUAUGGAGUUAGAAUUCCCCGAGCUGCCAUUGCCCCUCUGGUAUUGCUGUGCUCGGGGGUAGGCAUCGUCUCGUACUAUGACUCCAUCCCUAAGGACGAUGGCAAAACAAGCACCUCCGUCUGGGGUAUAAUCUUUUCCCUCUCGGGCGUUGGAGCAAGUGCCAUCUACACCGUGUGGAUCGGAUAUUAUCAUAAAAAGCUCGAAAUGAGCAGCAUGCAGCUUCUGUUGAAUCAGGCGCCAAUCAGCGCUGGAUUACUUUUGAUUACUAUUCCAUGGAUCGAAACACCCCCUGUUAGUGCGUACGUACCCAGAUCAAUGUGGUCUCUCAUUUUGAUGAGCGGCGUCUUUGCAUGCCUGGUGAAUCUUUCCGGGUUUUAUAUAAUUGAUGCUGCGGGCCCGGUGAGCAGUACUGUCAUUGGCCAGUUAAAGACCUGCGUGAUCGUGGGACUGGGAUGGGCAACAAAUAGUCAUAUUGUCAUGAGGCAGAGUAUGGUCGGGGUUGUGUUCGCGUUGUUUGGGAUGGGGUUGUAUAUGAAUAUUAUCCUGCGAAAGCAACAUGUAAAGGCAUGA
Aspergillus tanneri is the source of this 1032-nucleotide messenger RNA. RefSeq lists its product as uncharacterized. Lineage: Eukaryota; Fungi; Ascomycota; Eurotiomycetes; Eurotiales; Aspergillaceae. The transcript is spliced from 4 exons. Gene Ontology annotation, molecular function: antiporter activity. The record is from RefSeq and is a predicted model, not a curated record. The coding region runs from base 1 to 1032 and encodes 343 amino acids. Gene Ontology annotation, cellular component: Golgi apparatus.